CCAAUUCACGGAGUUCAAAAUCUAGCGGGAGAAGCGGGCAUCGACGGUCGAUCUGGCCCCCCGGGAGAACGAGGUGACCCGGGGUCAGUCGGGCGCAUCGGCUAUCCCGGCCCAUCCGGAGCGACUGGGCGUCUGGGUAUGAAGGGCAAAGAGGGGCCAAAGGGUGUGCAAGGUGACCAGGGACCGAUCGGGGAGGCUGGCCGAAAGGGCCAGAUGGGUAUGAAGGGUGUGAAGGGGCAACGCGGCCGCAGUGGUACUUCCGGCAAACAGGGCGAAAGAGGCGUUCGAGGAGAAGUCGGUGGAAUCGGUAUCAAGGCGAGUUUUUAUUUUCCCAUCUGCAUGUGA
Molecule: messenger RNA, 345 nt
Organism: Protopolystoma xenopodis
Lineage: Eukaryota; Metazoa; Platyhelminthes; Monogenea; Polystomatidea; Polystomatidae
Source: the annotation of a GenBank genome assembly